AUGGGGGCUUAUUUAUCAUCACCAAAAACAAAUAAAGAAUCUUGUGAUGGGGGAAAUUUAGAAGUAGACCCAAGUAGAUUUGGGUUAUCAUGUAUGCAAGGUUGGAGAAAAAAUAUGGAGGAUAGUCAUAUUUGCUAUAAUAAUUUAAAAUUGAAAGAAAUAGAAGAAGAUAUUUCUAUAUACGGAGUAUUUGAUGGGCAUGGUGGACCAAACGUAUCAAAAUGGAUUUCUUAUAAUUUUCGUAGAAUUUUUUUAAAAUGUAUAAAAGAGGCAAAUGAAGAAUUGAUAAAAAAGAAUUUGGAUAAAUCAAAAAAUUAUAAACUAAAACUUAUUAAACUAACUCUUGAAAAAACUUUUUUAAAACUUGACGAAGAAAUGUUAUUAACAGAAAAUCAAGAAAAGUUAAAAAAAUAUAGUGUUCCUACUCAAGAAAAUGAAGAAGAGUCAGAUACAAGAGAAAAUUACAUAUAUUCCAUUUUAAAUGAUAUCAUGUCAAAAAAUAUUAGUAUUAAAGCUAUUGAAAGAGAUGGAAAGAGAUGCUUACAAGUUGUUUAUAAUAAAGAUGGGAACCCUGUAGGAGAGGAAGGGAAUACGGAUCCCUCUUCUUUAUCAUCUUGUGAAGAAAACAAUCUUUCCGAAGAUAAUAAUAAAUCAGCACAAUUAUUUGACAAUUUAGAUCAAGAAUUAAGAGAUGAAAAGUAUGAUGAAGUAGAUAAUAAGGAGAAUGAAAAGGAAAAUAAAAAAAAUGAAGAUAAUGAUAUGAUAAAGAAAGAUGAUGCAAAUUCUGAUGCUAUAACUACAAAUGAUAAUGGUGGAAGAAUGAAAGAAGAAAAAGAAGAGGAAACAAAUAAGGAUACUAAAGAAAAUAAAAAUUCAGAAGAAAAUAAAGAAGAUAUACAUAAUAGUAAAAUAAAUGGAGAAAACAAAGAUAAAGAAAUAAAAUUAUCCAACAUGGUAAAAGUAGAAGAAAAUACAGAUAAUAAUAAUGGGGUAUCGAAUUUAAAUGAGGAAAAAAAUGUAAUACUACCAACAGGAACAAAUGAAGAAAAUAAAAAUAAACUAAUAGAUGAUAAUAAAGAAAAUUAUGAUUGUAUGGAUAAUGAGGAAACUAAUUCAAUAAAUACAAAAAGAUUAAAAAAGGAUAUAGGUAGUGAUUAUUCUAAUAAUGAAAAGGAUAAUAAAGAGGAAGAAAAAUCAAAAAAUAAAGAAAAUGAUAAAAUAGAAUUGGGAAAAUCAGAAUUAACAUAUGAUAAUUUGAAAUGUAUGGAGGAAUCUUCAGAAGUAAAAAGUUAUCUCAAUGAAAUUGAUAAUAAUAAUAAUAACAAUAACACAAAUGGAAAUAUAAGUUAUGAAGAAAAUUUAACAAAGCUAUAUGAAAGAAGUAGUAGUAGUAGUGAUGAAGGAAUAUAUGAUGAAGCAGUAACAAAUGUGAUUGAUAAUAACAUAAGUAACAGUACUGAUAAUAAUAACGAAGGAGAAGAUUGCAAUGGAAUAUACUCUUCUGAAGAGCUACGUUUAUUUGAAAACUAUUAUUCAAAUGAUUAUGAAGAUAAUAUAGCUUAUAGUUGUGGAUCAACCGCCUUAGUAGCAGUUAUAUUAAAGGGAUAUUUAAUUGUAGCUAAUGCAGGGGAUUCAAGAGCAAUAGUUUGCUUUAAUGGGAAUUCGUUAGGUAUGUCCACUGAUCACAAACCACAUUUGCAAUCAGAAGAAGCGAGAAUUAAAAAGGCUGGUGGCUAUAUAGCUAAUGGAAGAGUAGAUGGAAAUUUAAAUUUAACUAGAGCUAUUGGAGAUUUGCAUUAUAAAAGAGAUCCUUUCUUACCUCAAAAGGAUCAAAAAAUUUCAGCUUUCCCUGAAAUUACCUGUGUUACUUUAACUCCUGAAGAUGAAUUUUUAUUUCUUGCAUGUGAUGGAAUUUGGGAUUGCAAAGAAGGACAAGAUAUUGUUUGUUUUGUUAAAACAAGACUAGAAAAAUUUGAGGAAAUUCCCGAUGAUGCUGUUGUUGAUAAUGGGGAUAAUAAUGAAAAUACUGAUAAUAGUUCUAAUGAAAAUGGAAAAGUGAAGGAUACUGAAAAUAAUUUAAAUAAAGAUGAAAAUUCAAAUAAUCAAAAAAGUGAACAAGAUGAUGAAACGCAGAUUAAAAAUUUAAAUGAUGACACUGAUAAGGAUAAAAAUAAUAAUAUAUUAUAUCAAGAUGAAAAUAAAAAUGACAUAUCUCAGGAAGAAAAUAAGAAUGAAAAUGAAGAAGAUAAAUAUGAUUCUGCACCAGUUAUAGAAAGAAAAAAAUUUGAAAAAUUUAACAAAUUAUCACAAAUAUGUGAAGAAUUGUGUGAUGAAUGUUUAUCUAACAACUAUAAAGAAAAUGAUGGCAUUGGCUGUGAUAAUAUGACUUGCUUAUUAGUUCAAUAUAAUCCACUUUAUAAAAUGCAAACAGAAAAGAAAUUUUUAAACAUUGAUGAAAUUGAAUAA
Messenger RNA from Plasmodium relictum, 2466 nucleotides. RefSeq names its product protein phosphatase PPM2, putative (gene PPM2). Gene Ontology annotation, biological process: protein dephosphorylation. NCBI's taxonomy places the organism in Eukaryota, Apicomplexa, Aconoidasida, Haemosporida, Plasmodiidae. The record is from RefSeq and is a predicted model, not a curated record. Bases 1 to 2466 code for a protein of 821 amino acids. The transcript has a single exon. Gene Ontology annotation, molecular function: cation binding; protein serine/threonine phosphatase activity.